Molecule: messenger RNA, 772 nt
Organism: Meloidogyne enterolobii
Lineage: Eukaryota; Metazoa; Nematoda; Chromadorea; Rhabditida; Meloidogynidae
Source: the annotation of a GenBank genome assembly
UAGAAAAGAAGGAGUUUGCGGAGUAGGAGUAGAUGUUGGUGGAGGAGGAGGAGGUGGAGGAGGUGUUAAAAAAGUUGAAAAAGGACAAGAAGUUGCUAAUAAUGAAGAAGAGGGAGGAGAAGCUGGUGAAGGAGGAGAAGGAGGAGAUGAUGAUGGUGGAAACGCAGAUGAUCAUUCUGCCGAUGAUUUAGAUGAUGAUGCUGAUAAUGAAUCGAAUGAUAAGACUUGUUUUGAUGUUAUGCUUGAGAAACAUAAAGAAGCGUUUAAUGGUUCCGGCAAUGUAGUUGGCAAAUUAGAAGAUAUGCUCAAAGAUUAUGUUAAUGUGUUUGAACAAUUAAGAAAUCUGCUUAAUGAUUAUAGCACAAUGUUUGAUGAACUGCUCAACUUUUUUAACAAUCUGAUGAAAAAACUACUCGAACUUUUUAAUGAUUUGUUGGUGAUACUGAUUAAUUAUUUGAAUAGUAUAUAUGAUAAUCUAACGGAGAAUCUAAAAGAUGUACUUAGAUAUUUUAUUAAAAUGAUGCUUACAGAAAAGAAGGUUGAAAAGAUGCUAAUGGGGAUGAUUAAAAAUUUAAUUGGUGAUCAGCUAAAGAAAAAAACAAAAAAGCCGUUCAUAGAUUUUAAGUUAGCGUUGGAAUAUGAUGCAAAAGAUGUAUGUGAUGAUGAUGGGGAAAAAUAUUUGGCAAUUUCUACGAAUCUAUCGUUAAAUGCUUCAUAUAAUAAAGCUUUGUCAGAUGGUUCAGAAGAGGAGGUAUUCAAAUUUCAUACAUAG